This is a messenger RNA of Trichoplusia ni (cabbage looper), 3418 nucleotides long. It is a transcript of the gene FipoQ, whose product is annotated as F-box/LRR-repeat protein 2. The record is from RefSeq and is a predicted model, not a curated record. Gene Ontology annotation, molecular function: protein binding. Gene Ontology annotation, biological process: positive regulation of protein ubiquitination; SCF-dependent proteasomal ubiquitin-dependent protein catabolic process. The coding region runs from base 1830 to 3380 and encodes 516 amino acids. The transcript is spliced from 11 exons. Lineage: Eukaryota; Metazoa; Arthropoda; Insecta; Lepidoptera; Noctuidae. Gene Ontology annotation, cellular component: SCF ubiquitin ligase complex.
AAUUUUGUUUAAAAAGGAUAGUUUUUAACAGAUGCAAUUUGAAAUGUUUAUUCAGUGAAUGAAGUUGCUUGAACUUUCUAAAAAAUAAUGCAGUAUAAUAUACCUACCUGUAAACUAGGAUUGGCCCUAGUGGUCUCUUCUAUUAAGGUAUUUUUUAAUGUUUUUUUGGUCAGGGAGAAAUUCACUAUACCACCUGGAUACCUGGGCAUACUGGCACCUCGGUGGUCUCUCUACCAAAGUGCUUUUGCGGGCUAUAUUUGUGGCAUUGAGACGCUAUUCAGCACAAAACAAUCGUGCUAUAGUAAACAUCAAUCUUCCCUUUCAGGACGUCGCCUACUUAAAUAUUGUACCACAAUACCCAUAAAUCCAACGUAAAAUUUGUUCAGCAUCUGUCUCGCUCCAUCACGCCUGCAUGACCUAAUAUCUCGCGCCCAAUUAAAUCUAUUGUUCUUAAAUAAACCUUCACGUUUUAUUCCGUGACACUUCAUUAGGAAUGUAUGGUAUGCUGUCUCGUUAUCAUUUGCCGCCAAAGUUUCUAAAUUGACGUUCUUAGUUGCUAAUUACAAAUGUGUUGUCAUUUGUUAUUUAUGUCUCUUUUUGGCUACUCCUCGAGUAUGCAUUGUAAUUAGUAUUUGCCAUUAACUUGAUCAUUGCAUUCAUUUAUUGGGCUGUUAUUGUUUCAUACACCCUGUUUAUACAGGCACAAACAGCUUUUGAUAGUGCAUGACCUGUUAACUGAUGCUUGGUUAUAUUGAUUAAUCAGUCACCACAAGAUUUUACAACUGAUUACAAGUCAGUUUCGGCCUUCAUCUCAACCACGUAUGGUUGGAAAUAACAAUGAAAUAUUUAUAACAAGGAGCUUUUUCACAAUUUUCCCUUAGUGUGGCGAUAGCUGUAAAUGUAAUGUCGACAAAAGGAUUAACACAAGUAUUUAGUUCAUUGAGGCAAAAACAAAAACAGGAACGCGUCGCAUACUGUCGGUGUUGAGUCACUGGCCAGGAAAUACCUCCUAGCUUGCCAAGUGAUGUCUACGGGCUGAAAAACAAUACACAAGGACGGCAUAAUUUUUGAAAGAAACACAUAAAUACUUUAUUAUAACAAGAAGUCUCGCCGGCGCCGCAGUAAAGUUCCAACUGUCAGAGCAAAGAUGUAAAUAACAGACUUGCUCCUUUGUUAUAGAGAGCGAAUUGAAAAUAAAAUUAAAGUACCUCAAUUUGUAAAGCUUAUCAUUGUAAAUUUAUUAUUAAGUCACUAAUGCUCAGCGACUGAUUAAUAUAAUUUAAACUUCAUCAUAUCUGUACCGGACGUUAGGCAUUUAAUAUAAAUAGUUUUCAUCUAAACUUACAUGUAACGGUCAUAAAAUUAAUCUAUUUUAGAAAUGUUAAUAAGGCACUUAGAUGCAGGAUACAGUCACAAGGAUUUUAUUACUACAUAUAAAACCGUGUAGAUGAAUAAGUGACGUAGAGCAGCUGUAACGCAGACAACUUUCAAAUUUCCCGCGUCACUCAUUUUUGUAGACUCAUAAAAUAUAUUAAAAAUACUUGUCAAAAUAUUAUAAAAAUUCAUGAAAAUAUUAAUGGUUGCGGUAAUUUCUCCAGUCAUGCCGUGACAUUAUCCAAAGUGCUUAUACACAGCAGAUUCUUGAAAUAUUUCCUAGGCGCGCUUUCGCCCAAUCCCGGAUGGUUCCAAAAUUAACCCGAGCGUUCCAUUUACUCGCUCGACUCGAACUUUACGUGCGUAUCAAGUAAAACUAGAGAGUUUCUCAUUAAUUUGUAUAUUUUUACAUGUAUUUUUUGUGAUUUAUUUUGUGUGGAGUUUAAUACUUCGUCAUGGACAUUCCGACUGAUGUGUGGGGCCAACUGGCAUUGGAGGCCAGUCAAGUGUAUUUGACUGAGGGAGGGCAACUCAGGAGUCCAUUCGCAAACACGACUAUAGAAAAGUUACCAGACAAAGUGUUAUUGAAUAUAUUCUCGUAUUUAACACAUCGAGAAAUAUGUCGAAUGGCCACAGUCUGCAAAAGAUGGCGCAUGGUAGCAUACGACACAAAACUAUGGACCCACGUCAGUUUACGACCAGAAAUCUCAGGAUUACAUGUUGGAUCCCUGGAAUCGCUACUAGCUCUGAUAUCGAUAAGGUUCGGACCUUCGCUGCGCUACAUCGAGCUGCCCAUCGAGCUGAUAACUCACACCGUGCUACACGAGCUGGCUGCCAAGUGCCCUAACCUGACGCAUAUGCUACUGGAUUUCAGUACAGCCAUGCAGCUGCACGACUUCUCGGAGAUGCAGGCGUUCCCCACGAAGCUGCGAUACCUGUGCAUCUGUCUUUCCGAGGUCAUCUUCAUGGAGGGCUUCAUGCGCAAGAUAUACAACUUCAUCAACGGUCUCGAGAUCCUGCAUCUUAUUGGAACCUACGAGAAGGUGGAAGAAGAGGAGGAGGAAAUCUACGAGGUAAUCAACGUGCACAAGCUGAAGUCCGCCACUCCGAACCUUCGCGUCAUCAACCUGUACGGGAUUAACUUCGUGGACGACUCGCAUAUCGAUGCCUUCAGCUCUAACUGUAUUCAGCUUGAAUGCCUGGCUGUGAACUUCUGCAACAAGGUGACGGGAUCCACAAUGAAGACACUGUUCCAACGCUCCAGGAGACUCACCUGCCUGCUCAUGAAUGGAUGCAGUCUCCAAUCGGAGUACGUGAUGCAAGUAGAAUGGGAGAAGUCCUCGAUUCAGGAGCUGGACAUCACGGCCACGGACCUGUCCACCGAGUGCCUCAUCGACAUGCUGACCAGGAUACCGAACCUGCGCUUCUUGAGCGCCGGGCAGAUCAAUGGAUUUAAUGACACCGUGCUGAAGGCUUGGAUAGAAGCUGGUACUGCGAGGAACCUGGUGGGGCUGGACGUGGACUCGUCGGACAACCUGACGGACGAGGCGCUGCACCGCUUCCUGUCGCGGCACGGCGGCCAGCUGCACGGGCUCGUGCUCAGCGGCAUGCCGCACAUCACCGACCAGCUCUGGCAGAGCGUGCUGCAGCUGCUCGUCAACGCCAAAAUCCUUAUUAUGGGCACACAAGAACGCCUUGGAGUCAACAUUCAUGUUGAUCAGUUGAUGGACGGCAUCGCGAACAGCUGCCCCAACCUGGAGCGGUUGGAGCUGCGCUGGGAUCCGGAGAACCUUCGUUUCAGCGACAAGAGCCAGAAGGCCAUCGAUAUCUUGCGCGUCAAGUGUCUCAAACUGAAGUGCUUGGUGCUGAGCGACGGGCGCUACUACGAGAUCGUGAAGGCGAACUUCGAGCGCGCGGACCGCACCACCGUAGUGCGCACCUCUACCAACUGCCGCGUCUCUAACUACUACCUGCUGUCCAACUACAAGGACUUGAUAUUCAACUAAUUUGUCGUGUUCUCAAUUAUAUUGUUAUGUAAUCUUUU